AUGGCUCGCGUCGUUCGUAAUAGCAAGUUUCGUCAUGUUUUUGGUCAGCCAACGAAGAAAUCCGAUUGUUAUGACAAUAUACGUAUAACAAAAAGUGCUUGGGAUUCGACAUUCUGUGCAGUUAAUCCGAAAUUCGUUGCAAUCAUAACUGAAUCAGCUGGCGGUGGUGCGUUUCUUGUAUUACCGCUGGAAAAAGUUGGACGCAUCGACCGAGAAGUUCCACUUGUCAGUGGUCAUAAAUCAGCUGUACUUGACAUCGCCUGGUGUCCACACAAUGAUAACGUCAUUGCUAGUGGCUCGGAAGAUUGCACCGUUAAAAUCUGGCAAAUACCAGAUGGCGGAAUAACAGCGACACUAACAGAAUCAUCGGUUGAUCUUGUUGGCCAUCAACGACGCGUGGGACAAAUCGCGUGGCAUCCAAGUGCAUUGAAUGUCUUGCUCAGUGCUGGUGGUGAUAUGAAAAUUUUCAUUUGGAAUGUUGGUAAAGCGACAAUUUUAUCAACUAUCGAUUGCCAUACAGAACCUAUUCUGAGUGUAUCGUGGAAUUUUAAUGGCUCACGUAUUGUCACCUCAUCGAAAGAUAAAUUAUUACGAGUCAUUGAUCCACGCAGUGGUGAAGUUCUUCAAUCAGGAACUGGACACCAAGGCGGAAAACCUGCUCGAGCGAUUUAUUUACGUGAUGGGCGAAUCUUUUCGACGGGCUUUUCAAAAAUGGCUGAACGACAAUAUGCUGUCUGGGAUGAGAACAAUCUUUCUGCGGCAUUAACAAUGGAAGAACUUGAUUCAUCAAAUGGUAUUAUGUUUCCAUUCUAUGACCAAGACACUAAUGUUAUUUAUCUAUGUGGAAAGGGAGAUUCAGCGAUUCGAUACUUUGAAUAUACACCCGAAGCACCCUACAUUCAUUAUCUUAGUUCGUAUACAUCUUCGGAUCCACAACGUGGAAUUGGUUCUAUGCCAAAGCGUGGAUUGAAUAUUAGCACAUGUGAAAUCGCUCGCUUUUAUAAACUACUGAACAGUGGUCUUUGUGAAGUCAUCAGUUUUACUGUACCACGAAAAUCAGAGCUUUUUCAAGAUGAUCUGUACCCGGAUACGGCUGCUGAAGAACACGCUAUCACUGCUGAUGAAUGGAUUGCCGGACAAGAUGCUGAUCCAAAAUUGAUUUCCAUGCGUGACCUACAUUCAGGUACAAAAUCUGCACAAAGUUCAACAACGUCCAGUCCGUCGCCAGCGAAAGAGGUUGUGUUCGGUAAAACAGGUCUAGCUGCAAAACCGUCCGAACCCAGACCCACAAACAAUUCAGUUCCAAAAUCGGAUACAAAUUCUGUUCACUCGACUAAACCACCAUCAACUACUUCUUCUCCUCAAGUCGUUGCUGCCAACAAUAAAGAAAAUGAAGAGCUUCGUCGUCGUGUGGACGAUCUUGAGCGUCGUGUUAAAGUCCUUGAAAAAGCCCUAGCAAAUAGUUCAGCUCCAGGGUCGACAGUUCAGGAUAGUGAUAAUUCUAAGGACAAUAAUACUGCCGAUUCGAAUGAUGUUGAUGAAGAUUUAAAAUUUUAA
This is a messenger RNA of Adineta ricciae, 1557 nucleotides long. Lineage: Eukaryota; Metazoa; Rotifera; Eurotatoria; Adinetida; Adinetidae. The record is from the annotation of a GenBank genome assembly.